Messenger RNA from Cladophialophora carrionii CBS 160.54, 1470 nucleotides. Its product is annotated as guanine deaminase. Gene Ontology annotation, biological process: guanine metabolic process. Gene Ontology annotation, cellular component: cytosol. The record is from RefSeq and is a predicted model, not a curated record. Lineage: Eukaryota; Fungi; Ascomycota; Eurotiomycetes; Chaetothyriales; Herpotrichiellaceae. The coding region runs from base 1 to 1470 and encodes 489 amino acids. The transcript has a single exon. Gene Ontology annotation, molecular function: guanine deaminase activity; zinc ion binding.
AUGUCGCGCCACUCCGACGGUCUCUUUGCUUACUAUGGCACGCUUAUACAUUCUAUCACCCCUUCUAAGCUUGAGAUUCUUCAAGAUACAAUUAUCGUCGUUGACGGAGAGGGUAGUAUAAGUCUAAUCAAUCCGCAAUUUUCAGUCGAAGGUGGCCAAGACCUUCAGGAUGUGAUCGCAAAAUUACUCAAGCAACCCAACACUCGCGUACGUGUCACGACCCUGAAACCUCAUCAAUUCAUCGUGCCAGGAUUCAUCGACACCCAUGUCCACGCACCUCAAUUCUCAAUGCGCGGCCUCGGCCAGGGCUUGCACAUACUUGACUGGCUUGACCAAGUUACGUUUCCACACGAAUCGAAGUUCUGUGACAAGGACUAUGCCACCGAAAUCUACACAAGGUGCGUACAAAUGGGACUCCGCCAGGGAAUCACGACUGCCUGCUACUUCGCCAGUCUCCACACGGAGGCGACAAAGAUUUUAGUGGACGUGUGUCUGCAGAAGGGCCAGCGGGCAUUUGUCGGCAAGACGUGUAUGGACCAUCCAGAAACGAACCCAAGUUAUUACAGGGAAGAAACCGCCGAGGCUGAAGCGGGGACGGAAGAGUUGAUUCAGCAUUGUCGAGCCGUUGAUACGAAUGGGACCUUUGUGCGGCCCAUCCUGACUCCGAGAUUCGCGAUAAGUUGCACUUCAGAAUUACUGAGUAGGCUGGGAGGGUUGGCGAAAGAGCACGAGCAUGCUUACGGUGUAGGAAGGGGCAUUCCAAACCAAACACAUUUUUGUGAAGCACGACAAGAGAUCGAGGCCACGCUGAAGCAAUACAAAAAUUUCAGCUGCGAGGCAGACCUCUACGAGCACUAUGGUCUGCUCAACAGCAACUCCGUGCUCGCUCACUGUACGCUUCUCGGUCACGACGACUUGGCGAAAAUCAAGCAGCGAGAAUGUGGCAUAGCACACUGCCCGAUUUCAAAUGUCACCGUCGGAGGUGGGUUCAUGGCUGCGCCAGUUCGAAAAUUCUUUUCCGAGGGGAUUACAAAAGUUGGACUUGGAACCGACUCCGGUGGCGGAUUCUCAUGUAGCAUCAUGGAUGUGAUGCGCCAAGCAUUGAUUGUCGGCAAUGCACGAGAGAUGCUAUCGGAGGGGAAUGAAAGGCGGUUGGGCCUGGAAGAAGUGUUCUAUAUGGCGACCCUCGGCGGCGCGAGAGUCCUGGGAAUGCAGGACAGAGUCGGCUCGUUCGAAGUCGGCAAACAAUUCGAUGCGAUUUUGGUGGACAUGCAGGAUCCUUACUGUGGCCCGCACGACGACUUCGACGCCGUCCACACAACCACCCUCGACGAGUUCGGCGACAACACCAUCGAAGCGAGCACCAAGGUAUGGCAGAAAUGGAUCAUGUCAGGAGACGACAGAAACCUGAGAAGAGUUUGGGUUGGUGGUGAGAUGAAAAAAGACACUUACCGGGCUGGUUAUUGGUGA